GUUUAUUAUUGAUCUGAUCACUGUGAUUAUUGAUUUAUGUCUGCAGCUGGUGAAAACUGUCGAUCUGGAUCCAAAGAAAAACUACAUCUUUGGUUUUCAUCCACAUGGUGUGCUGGUGGCGGGGGCCUUUGGGAACUUCUGCACGGAGGCGACAGGUUUCUCUCGUCUGUUUCCUGGACUGACGUCUCACCUGCUGAUGCUGCCGUUCUGGUUCAGAGUCCCCUUCUUCAGAGACUACAUCAUGUGUGGAGGCCUGGUGUCCUCCUGUAAGUCCAGCCUGUCUCACCUCGUCAGUCAUCCUGCAGGAGGAAACGUCGCCGUCAUCGCAGUGGGCGGAGCCCCGGAAGCUCUGGACGCUCGACCAGGAGCUUUAAAACUACAGGUGCACUUUUAUUUAUUUCAUCUGACUCCUCGUCUGAUUUACAGAAAUAUCUGUUUAUAUUUAUUUUAAAUAUGAAACACAGCA
Molecule: messenger RNA, 466 nt
Organism: Epinephelus moara (kelp grouper)
Lineage: Eukaryota; Metazoa; Chordata; Actinopteri; Perciformes; Serranidae
Product: 2-acylglycerol O-acyltransferase 2-A-like
Exons: 3
Biological process (GO): triglyceride biosynthetic process
Cellular component (GO): endoplasmic reticulum membrane
Molecular function (GO): diacylglycerol O-acyltransferase activity
Source: RefSeq, a predicted model, not a curated record